This is a messenger RNA of Sinocyclocheilus rhinocerous, 1165 nucleotides long. Its product is annotated as vascular endothelial growth factor receptor 3-like. Lineage: Eukaryota; Metazoa; Chordata; Actinopteri; Cypriniformes; Cyprinidae. The transcript is spliced from 3 exons. Bases 558 to 953 code for a protein of 131 amino acids. The record is from RefSeq and is a predicted model, not a curated record.
UGUUUUUAGUGUUCUGCUAGCUUUUACUUGCUCAGUAUAACCUAUCAACGACAGAAGGCAUGUAGUAGAUUGUGUGCAACAGAUUUUUCAAGCAAAGUUUUGAUUAUGUUAAUAAUUAGAGGCCUUAGAAAUUCAUGUACAUCAAAUAUGAUACAGUAGGUUUAAUAGGGUUAAAUAAAUGUCUGUAGUGUUUGCUAAUGCUUGUAGUAUGUUGGAUUAGGGAUUUGAAUAAGCCUAUAACCCUUAGUAUGAAAAAUAUCUUAUGUCUAUGAUAAAUCAUGUGUCUUAUCAAGGAGAGGUGUGCUAUUGUCUUUCUAAACAAUCAGACUUAGAUUUUUACAUGGUGGACAAUGAAACCAAAAAAAACAUUGAAUGAUAUCUUCAUCUCUCAAGACUAAAAUAUUAUAGUCACAGCCACCUAGCAACCAGUCAGAACACCUUAGGAACCACAUAACAGGACUGUGCUGGACUUUCCACUGUACUUAUGCCCCUUUGUUGAAUAUAUAUGCUUCUCUCUGCCCAGAUAUUACAACUGCGUGCCUUUCGCUGGCUGCAUCAUGGUCGGACCCUCCAGCACGUGUCACUCACGAGUGAAGACCUUUGAGGAACUUCCUCUGGAAAUGACAUCACACAAGACACAUCAUGACAGCCAGACAGACAGUGGGAUGGUUUUGGCAUCAGAUGAGCUCGAGAGGUUUGAACACAAGCACAGAGGGGCCAUGUUGAAAACUCCAUCGGAGGGCCGCAGCACAGAACGCCUCAUCAGUUCUCCGUCCAUGAGCAGCAAUGGCAGCAGCAGCACACUGCGCCCACCCUUCUUCAGCCAGCUCUCGGGCCAAACCUUCUACAACAACGAGUACGGCCAGCUGUCGGAGGAGGGCGUCAGCGACUUCUUCUCCUCGUCGGAUCAGGCCAUAUACCAGGGAGCCUGCCCGGCAACCUCCAACCUGUAACAGCACUGAUUGGCCAAUCGUAACCAGGCCCCGCCCCCUCACAACUAACUGAGCUGAAGUCUAGCUUUGUAAAGUUCUCUUAGCAGCCACUGGGUGGCACCAUUAUGUCCAUUUCAAACCAAAAAAGUAUUUUAUCGCCUUAGUUACAUAUAUCUUUAUAUAAAGAUUAAACUUCUUUGUAUUUGUACAAAAAAAGAGAGAAAAGAACCAGA